GAUUAGAUGAUGGUCAGAAUUAAAACUACUUCUGCUGCGGCUCUUUCUGUCUGACUGUGUCUCCUUUUCUUUGAUUUCGCUCUUUAAAAUGGCAUCCAUUCGUUGAUAUUUUUCCCCUUUGAUACUGUGGCAGCGAUGCUUCUUUUCCCGUUACCUCGCGCGUUGUUGCUGUCUGUUUUUGUGUAUGGGGUUUCGAAUGCGGCGCCUACUGCUACAGCGAGCGCGGGGAACCCUCAAUCGACGGCUUGUGGCGAUAUUGUGAAUGAUCCUAGGUCCAAUGAUCCGAAUCAAAAUGCAGUCUUUAACGCAAGUCUCAUUUACGAAUGUCUGACCAGCGUCCCCUUCAACCCCGCAGUCGCUACCGAUUUCAUCCAAUACUACAACGACACAAUCCAAUUCCAAAGCACGCUUCAAUACCUCAAGGACCCGCCAACAAGCUAUCAACAGCCAGGUGUAGAUCUCGUAGUCGGGUUAGCGAAACUGCAAGCUGGCGUCAACAAUGCUGUUUUUCAAAAUCAGUACGAGUUCGAGGCCGCGCUCGCUGCUCUCCUUUACGCAGCUCACGAUUCGCAUCUAGUGCUGGAUUCUGGCAUCCUAGCAGCAUUCAGUUUCGGGAGUCCAACGGAUCUAGUCUCGGUUUCGACAGAUGGCGUACAGCUCCCGAAAGUGUAUAUCGCAACAGAUAUCGCGUACGGAGAUGGAAGUUUCACUCCAUCUCCCAUUACGACUAUCAAUGGCCAGAACGUCGUUACGUAUCUAGAGAACUUCGCUGCUAUGAAUAGUCUAGGAGGUCUAGAGGCUCACACAGACUGGAACCAGCUCUUCUUCAGCGCUGCAGAGGGUAUCCAGGAUGCGCCUAAUAUCUUUACUGGGGAUUCGACGUUCUACCCUGGAGAUACCAUUACCUUCGUUUUCGAGAAUGGGACCUCGAUCACGGAGUAUUUCCUAGGUGUUUACUAUAGCCAGGGAAAUACGGGACCAUUGGAAACCGGAGGGGAUUUCUUCAAUUUUUUCGUUCUGGGCAUUUAUCCCGAUUCGUAUGAUCCGGAUUUGAUUGAUAAUAAUACGGUGAAUAUCACGGCUUCGUCGGCGAGUGUGUCGGAUGCGCCAGAGGCCACGUCGACUGUUCUGUCGACGAGUGGGACGUCGACUGUUACCGAGGUGUUUCUGGGAGGGGCAAUUAUUUCGAUAGGAGGGUUUGCUGUUACUACGACGGCAACGGAGACAGCUGCUUCGGCGGCGACUUCGACUGCGGUUUCGAGCUGUAUUGGGUUGGGUUCUGACUUCUAUCCUGCUUGUGCAGAUGUUGCGCAAGCGGACUUGGUCGAUGAUGGACCUGGUGUGACAGGAUAUUUCCUCCGAAAUGAUUCUAUUGCCGUUCUCAGCAUUCCCAACUUUUACACUCCAACAGAUGACAGCUUAGCGGAUUUUGAUGCCGCAAUCGCCGAAUUCAUCACAAGCAGUAAAGCAGCAGGAAUGACCAAGAUCGUUGUCGAUCUCCAAUCCAACGAAGGUGGAGAACCUCUUCUUGCAAUCGAUACGUUCAAGCACUUCUUCCCCAACAUCGACCCUUAUGGCGGUUCUCGUCUCCGGGCCACCACUCCUGCCAACGUCAUGGGCCAAACUCUCACAUCCGUCUUCCAAAAUCUCUCUUCGACAGAUACAGAUGACGAUCAAUAUUAUCAGCUGGUUGACAGCGAAUGGGUCGCUACUACCAAACUGAAUGCGAACACGAACCAGACUUUUGCCUCCUGGUCAGAGUUCUUCGGUCCGUCGGAGAUUGAUGGGGAUUUCUUUACGACUCCGCAGAGAUAUGAUUUGAAUAGUGAUGAUUUUGUGGCGGCGAGUUUUGAUGAUACUGUUAGUAAUUUUACGGUGUUUGGGUAUAGUGAUCAGAAGGCGGCUUCGAGUACUGCGCCUCCUUUUGCGGCGGAGGAUAUCAUUAUGCUGUCCGAUGGUAUUUGUGCCUCUUCAUGUGCCCUAUUCAUGGAAAUGAUGCAUCAUGAAGCCGGUGUUCGCGUUGUUGCAGUCGGUGGUCGUCCAACAACAGGCCCAAUGCAAGCACCAGCCGGAACCAGAGGAGCAAUCCAAUACGAUACAGACAACCUCGACGGCAGUAUCAGUUCCGUUCAGACAGUCCUCCAACAAAACUUGUCACCCGAACAAAACUUCCUUCCCAACCGCUCCGAUACUGGAGAUGUGUUCGUGACUUACGCUAGUGUCAAUCUCCGUGACCAAGUCAGGAUCAACGAAACAACACCUUUACAAUUUGCCUUCGAAGCUGCUGAUUGCAGAAUUUUCUAUACUAUCAACACAGUAUUCAACUAUACCCUCCUCUGGAAAUACGCCGCGGACGCAAUAUGGACCAACCCCUCUCUCUGCGUCGCAAAUUCAACCGGCUUCGCAACCGCCGCCAACGCUCCCUCAAACUUCAUCACCGGUCCCAACGGCACGGUCUCGAAACCCCAAGUCCUAACAAUGGGCCAAAUAGCCUCCAGCCUCAGCAUCACCAAUACCUCCCUCCUCGACCUCGACACCGACACCACCCUCUACGACUUCAUCCCCUCCGCGCUCUCAGACCCGCCCACACCCUGCAACGCGGAUUCGGACUGCAUCGCCGAAGAAACGAGCGAAGCCUGCCUAUCCAACGUGAACUGCGACCGUCGCCGCUGCGUGAACUUCACCGACGCGUGCGGCGUCACCAGCGGACAAUGCCUUACCGGGUGCACAAAAUUGAAGAGUCUGUGUGGGCCCAAUAGAGCAGUUUGUACGGAUGGACUGGCGAUCUUCCAGACGGCGAAUAAGGCGACGGUCGAGCCGGGGCAGGGGAUCUGUCCGUGGAAAGCUGCGUGUAAACCGGUGGGGAAGACGAGGAAAAAGGUUGUGGGGUCGAGUCCGAUUAAGAGUAAGAGCACGAGUGGGGGGACGAAGAAACCUUGAGAUUUUGCAUAGUUGAGUAAUUUUUGAACAGACCUUCACAGCAUCUCUCUCCGAAGAUGUCGUCUGUUGCACGUACUUCGCUAAGUGAUCAAUCUCCGGUCCUGAAUGGCCACCUCACAUCAGCAAGAACUCUCUUUUCUAGCCAGACUUUCGAGAUGAGAUGAUAUUUAACAUGAGUAUCCAAAUACUUUGCCUACUCAAAGUCCAUAACCAAAAACGCGAUCCUAGCACGCAUUAGAACACUAGUCCGCUUUGAGCGUUAUCUUAAGUACAAAGGCUGUCAGCUCUUGGCAUUAUAAAUAAAA
Messenger RNA from Mollisia scopiformis, 3245 nucleotides. RefSeq lists its product as uncharacterized. NCBI's taxonomy places the organism in Eukaryota, Fungi, Ascomycota, Leotiomycetes, Helotiales, Mollisiaceae. The coding region runs from base 136 to 2940 and encodes 934 amino acids. The transcript has 4 exons. The record is from RefSeq and is a predicted model, not a curated record.